CAGCUGAGAGCUGGGGUGUCAAGGCUGAAAGAGGAGGCGAGCGCGCAGAGUGCAGCGGUGGCCAAGGCGGAUGAGUCAUCCAGGGCAUCCCAGGAGCGCUACCUUCGUCUCAACGCAGACUUUGACAACUUCCGGAAGCGGACGGCAGCAGAGAAGGAUCAGGUGAAGGAUCGGACAAAGGCGGAGACUGUGAAGGCGCUGCUGGCAGUGGUGGACAGCUUUGAGAUGGCCAAGGGCAGCCUCAAACCAGAAUCCGAGGGCGAAAAAAAGAUCGACGGCGCUUACCAGGGGGUGUACAAGCAGAUGGUGGAGGCGUUCCGGUCUCUGGGGGUGGAGACUGUGGCGGGGGUGGGAACGCCCUUCGACCCAGAGUUCCAUGAGGCCAUCAUGCGCGAAGAGAGGGACGACGUCCCUGAUGGCACCGUGCUAAAGGAGUUCCGGCGCGGAUUCCGGCUCGGAUCGCAGCUUCUGCGCGCUGCAAUGGUGCAGGUGAGACUCCCGCGCCACCGCAUUACAUGCUCGAUUUUUACCAAGCGGCUGUGCUAG
Messenger RNA from Coccomyxa subellipsoidea C-169, 546 nucleotides. RefSeq names its product GrpE nucleotide exchange factor. NCBI's taxonomy places the organism in Eukaryota, Viridiplantae, Chlorophyta, Trebouxiophyceae, Coccomyxaceae. Gene Ontology annotation, molecular function: adenyl-nucleotide exchange factor activity; protein-folding chaperone binding; protein homodimerization activity. The annotation marks the transcript as partial. The transcript has 3 exons. Gene Ontology annotation, biological process: protein folding. The record is from RefSeq and is a predicted model, not a curated record.